AUGGGUGGUUGUGUUGCAAGUCCUCUCCCCUGCAAGAACACAACUUUGAAGGGGGAAGAUGAGACGGUCCAGCCGGCGAAGAUGGCAGGUCGUGUUCCAGGCGUUACAGUGUCCAUAGAGGCCGUCCAGAUGGAGAUUGCACAGAAAGGUGGCAGUCCGAGUCCACUCUUGGAGGCAGUCAUGGCAGGUCGCAGUAUGGAUAUGGAGCGGGCCAGGGCAAUUGCCAAGAACAUUGCGAAGCCAGACUACACUCUCGGGCAGUAUUUCCAGGACCUGAUGGCCACUUUUCCGGAGCUUCAUCUGUUUGGCCUUGAAGGUAUGUCUGCCGACACCAUGGAGUUCAAGCGUGACUUCCUCUACGGUGGUAGAGUGGCAGGAGAUGAGUUCCAGCGCACGAUCGGAGCAUUCUUUGCAAUCUAUUGGUUGGUGCGCCAGAGCAUUGAUGGCAAGAACGGAUUUUGCCACGGCGUGGAUGACACAUGGCGACCAUUGGCUUCUCGCGAAGGUGAGAGCGACAAGUGCCGCGUGUUUUAUGGCGACAACACGAUAUGGAAGCACUUCCAGGAUCUGAUGCUCGAUGCAGGCAUUCUCGUUCAAGGCAGUGGCUCGAAGCUCGAGGUGGACUGUGAGACCACUCUCGCACUUCUGGUCCUCACAGCAUUGCAUGAUGUCAUGAAGGUCAGCCUUUUGCUUCCGGUCGUUCAACAGCCCGAUGCUCCGUACCGUGGCUAUGGCAAGUCGGAGGUUGUCGGAGAUCAUGACAUGGCAAUUUUCUAUUUGAUCGAACGCUACCCGGAGCUUCUGCCGUCCUUGAGCAGCUUGAAGCCGGACCUUCAGUCAUCGGUACGAAUGGUGCUGAGUGGGCUGGCCUUCAACAAUGGAUGGUUCGUGCAAGCAGAGGCCCCACCCGGAGCAGUUCUUCGUGGGAUCAAGGCUGCAAUCACAUCGCAGAACAAAUCAGAUCGAAAGCUGACCAAGCGCGACUUGAGUCUGUACUUCGUGCAUUGGCUGACGGAUUUGGCGGGAGCCGAACCGUCUCCGUUGUUGGGAUGCCUCAAGCUCACCAGCCAACUCCCGCUUCCGGUGCUCAAGAGCUUCAUGGAAUCUGUGAAGUACAUCCAGCAACUGGCGGAUCGGACCGAGACGGAGGUGAUGGAGAGCUACCUCAAGGAUCGAUGGAGAAAUGCCCAACCGCCAGUUGGGCCCUUGCCUAGCGGCCCCGAGGCUCUUGUGAAGACUCGGCUGCUUUGCAUGGCUCAAGGCAUGGCAGGCCAAGUGUUGGAAGCCUUCGACAAGCUCAGUGAGGCAGACCGGAUGGUUCUCAGUGUGGAAAUGGCUCGCACUGGUACGGAGAAUCAAAGCUUCUCAGAGGGUUUCGUGCCAUCGUCUGUCAGGGACUUGUUGGCUGGGCCGGCCUUCUUGGUGUACUAUGGUCCGGCAUUCUUGCAGAGGAUGAAUACGGACAGCCCCGUGAGACGACUGGAGAUUUUGGCCGAGAUCUACCGCCGUGCUCGGAAGCUUUGGCCUGCGAGCAGCGAUCAGGCCGGGAACUUCGUGACCCUCCGCAUCGAUGCCAUCACCAUCCAAGGGAAAUGGAGCUCGAGCGACCCCGAGCUUCUCUUGCUAAGGAUGUGUAGCAACAAGCAGGCAGUCCUUGAGAGGAGGCCCGGGGAGGACCCAAAGACUGCAAACGUUAAAGAGGAGAACACCGAGAUCUUGUUUGCCCCUGAUGUGUCCGAUGCUGUCGACUACGGCAUCUGCUCCCAACAGGAGAUGAUCCAGCAGGUGAGCCACGAGAUGCUGAGCUCGGGACGCUGGUACCGCAAAGUGGCCUUCGCUUUCCUGCGCCCAGCUCAACCAGGAGAGAUCAUCAUCACGAUCGUGGAUGGCAAGGAGGAGACGGUGAACACCGCAGUCGAAGGGGAUUAUGUCGUGCAGGCCAACACCCGAUGGAAGGAGAAUUACAUCCUCUCCUAUGCGACAACAUCGGCAGCUUACGAUCUGGCAACUCCAUUGGAAAUCCCACAUGGUCGUGAAGAUGCGCAGCAAUUGCGCAGGGACGGCUACCGAUGCUACCGAUCCCGUACGCGCAUCCGUGCCCUCCGCGCCACGGAGGACUUCCUACGACAGCAUUGCCCAUCCAAGAAGUUCAUGGCAAAGUGGGGCACGCCAUGCUCCGUGGAAGUCGAUGACAUCAUCGCGGCUCAAGUCAGCCCAAGCUCGGAAGUAACAGAGAUCUACAGGUGUCUCGACGACCUUUACACUUUUACAAAACAACUUAGCACAAAGCCGGCCCUGCAACUUGAUCAAGCCGCCUGUGCCAAGCGACCAGCCCGACCAGACCUUUUGAUGUUCAGCGCGCUUCUGCAACCGGGUGCGACGAUCACUCUGCCAGAAGUGCAGGUGGACGGCUACGUGCCACGGGCCUUUGCUGUGGCGGUGAAGGUCGCCACGAUCAGCAUUGGGAUUACCGUCUCUUCCAGCAGCGAUCUGAAGUAUGAGCGAACAGCGCUCGUGGAAGAAGGGGUCACUCCAUGGCUUGAUCGAGACCACAAAUACCUGGACGUGCCGGCCUACUUGAAAGGCGGUAUCCUCUAUCAGGGCCCCUUCAAGGAUGUCCCCGGCGACACAAUACUGGAAGUGAAGACAAAUGCCUCCGCCCGGGUAUACGUCAUCACUGAGAGACGCUCCGGCCAGAAAGGUCAUCCCAGCUGGGUGGAACAGCUGGAAGCAGCUGGAUGGAAUGCAGAGGAGCCGGCACCCCGCUGGCACGACAUGGCCACCAUGAGAUGCUUGGGAAGGAUGUGCCCUGCUGGCUGGACUUUGACACUCCCGCCUUGUCACGCACCCCCAGGUGAGGGGCCGGUCUUCAGCCUCGUCGUGGUCCCGUGUGCCGGCCAGCUGUGCGCGCCUCUGGAAGCCAACUGUGUCUACUCCGAUGGAGAGAACGCCGCUGCUUCCUCGGCCGUGGUCUUCGGAGCUCCGGAGUCUGCAUCGCUGGGCAGAGGCGAGCUGCUGGAGGUUCCGCUUUGGAUGCGCUCGCCAGAAGCGACAUUGGUCGGGGCCGAGACCGAUGUGAGCGAAGAAGGCGAAGCUCACCGAUUCACGCUCCGUGCAGCCGCUCCAUCGGUCAUUUAUGCAUUGCUCCCGAAGUCUGCAAGCAUCAGUUCUGCAUGGGCCGAUGACGGCUGGGAGCCGCGAGAUGAAGCCCCCUCCUACCACAUACAGGGCGAGGAGGAGCCGCCGAAGCCCAUGCUGGUCCUUGCCAAGAGGAGUCAGGCUCGGCAGUUGGUCUGCGCACCUCCCACAGGCGACAGAUCGGCGGGUGGAGAGGUGCUUGCACUAGUCGUCAAGGUGGAUGUCGAAGCUUUCGAUGCACAUGCAGAAUGCAGCAAUGGCCUUGAGCUUGUUGGCACCCCUGCAUCUUGGCAAAUGGGAGAGCUAGCCCCGUGGGUGCAAGGUUGGGAAUUGGCUUGA
Messenger RNA from Symbiodinium sp. CCMP2592, 3477 nucleotides. NCBI's taxonomy places the organism in Eukaryota, Dinophyceae, Suessiales, Symbiodiniaceae. The record is from the annotation of a GenBank genome assembly.